Aspergillus welwitschiae is the source of this 633-nucleotide messenger RNA. RefSeq lists its product as uncharacterized. The record is from RefSeq and is a predicted model, not a curated record. The transcript has a single exon. Lineage: Eukaryota; Fungi; Ascomycota; Eurotiomycetes; Eurotiales; Aspergillaceae. The annotation marks the transcript as partial.
CGAAUGUCUGCCGACUCUUAUCCACACCGAGUUUGUCUGGUGGCUGGAUGGAAAAUACUAAAGAAAAGAAAAAAGAAAAAAAAAAUCUUAUUAUUGAUAAGAACGAGCCAGAUACCAACUACACUUCUUGCACUUCCCUGGCUCUUAUCAUCAAUUCUUGACAACAUUGAAGGGGAUCAGCAAGUGGAGCUCGAGUGAUCAGGGCUGGCUGAGAUCAAGGAUCCUUCCAAUCUCCAUCCAACAUCAGAUUGAUUUGCCCAAUGCUCGCCGGACCUCGAACUUACUGUCCCAGAGCAAUGAGACUUGAGAUGCCGCGCACGGGAUUAUCUCAGACAAUUAUUCCUAUCUCGACCCACUGCGGGGUCCACGGGUUUCGGGAAUAGAAGGAUUGAGGAACCGGAACCUCUUCAUGAACUGAUCAGGUCCGGCGAUGAUAAGUCGAUAUCAUACCAUUGCGUGAUUUGAUGUUAUCCUUAGAUUGAGAUACCAACUCCAUUGCUACUCAAAACCAUGGUUCACUAACUGUGUUGCAAAUAUUCCAACACUUGCUUCUUCAAUUGGCUGCUCCUCGUCGGGAAAUGAGAAAGGCUUCAGCUACGGUAAAGCACUUGGGAGUGGAGAUGCUACUCAGUG